Molecule: messenger RNA, 1401 nt
Organism: Funneliformis caledonium
Lineage: Eukaryota; Fungi; Glomeromycota; Glomeromycetes; Glomerales; Glomeraceae
Source: the annotation of a GenBank genome assembly
AUGUUUCGUGCCUUUCCUCGAGUAUAUACUAAUACCAACAUUAGCAUUAAUUCUAGUAAUAAGUUAUUAUCAAGCAGAAAUGUCAUAAGGAAUGUUCUAUUUCGUAGUUUUAAUUAUCUAGGAAGGAAUAAUAAUGUUGGUCUUGGAAUUUCUUCGAGUAAAAUGAACUUUAAUGAGAAACGUAGACUAUUGGUUAAUGUUCGCAAAAGGAAUUUUACAGAGUCACCAGAUCCUGAAGUUACCAUUCCUUCAAAACCUAUUACAGUAUCGAUAGAAUCCCCAAAAUUGUUAAUAAAUUGGCAAGACAACCAGACAAGUAAAUUUCAUAAUAUUUGGUUAAGAGAUCAUUGUAGAUGUGAACAAUGUUAUCAUCAUAUUACGAAACAACGUCUUGUGGACACAUUCAAAAUACCAGAGGACAUUAGACCGUUAUCUACGUCCCCAGGAUUAAAUGGAAUAGAGAUCACAUGGAAUGAUAAUCACGUCAGUUUUUUUAAUUGGAGUUGGUUGAGACGACAUUCCUAUGAUCCGCAAUUUAUCGAUGUUCAACCAUUCUUACAAAAAAAAGCAUUGUGGGAUGCAAGAAUUAAAGAUUGCCCACCGAUUGUGCAAUACGAAGAUGUGAUGCAAACUCAAGCAGGACUAUCAGAAUGGUUGAAGAAAAUCGAUAAGUAUGGAUUUUGUUUUGUCGAUGGAGUACCACCUAAAGUUAAGGAAACUGAAGAAUUAGCAGAAAGAAUUUGUUAUAUAAGAGAAUCUCAUUAUGGUAAAUUUUGGGAUUUCACAUCAAAUUUAGCUCAUGGAGAUACAGCAUAUACUACAUUUGCGUUAAAAGCUCAUACUGAUAACACUUACUUUACUGAUCCAUCCGGAUUGCAGAUGUUUCAUUUAAUCGAGUUCCAAGGUAAAGGAGGGUCGUCAUUAUUAAUUGACGGAUUCUCAAUAGCUCGUAAAUUAAAAAUGAAAUAUCCGGAAGCAUACAAAGUGUUAUCCACGAUUCGCAUCCCAACACAUUCCGCAGGAGAUUCCAACGUAUUAAUUCAGCCAACACCAUUAGCUUAUCCUAUCUUAAAUCAUAAUCCUUUAACAAAUGAACUUUAUCAAAUUCGUUAUAAUAAUGAUGAUAGGUCAACUUUAAAUCAAUUAACAUCCGAGGAAAUUGAAUCAUUUUACGAUUCAUUAAGAAAAUGGAAUAAAAUUUUAGUUGAUAAAGAAAAUGAAUAUUGGGUACAAUUGGGACCCGGUAGGGUAAUGAUUUUUGAUAAUUGGAGAGUAUUACAUGGUAGAGCGGAAUUUACCGGUCAUAGAAGAUUAAUUGGUGCUUAUUUAAAUUGGGAUGAUUAUAGAAGUAAAUUAAAGGUUUCCAGUUUAUCCAGACAAGAAAUUGAAGAGGCUUUAUAA